Aspergillus alliaceus is the source of this 765-nucleotide messenger RNA. Its product is annotated as heterokaryon incompatibility protein-domain-containing protein. The transcript is spliced from 3 exons. Bases 1 to 765 code for a protein of 254 amino acids. The record is from RefSeq and is a predicted model, not a curated record. Lineage: Eukaryota; Fungi; Ascomycota; Eurotiomycetes; Eurotiales; Aspergillaceae.
AUGCCUCAGGUGCUUUACGAGGGCAAGAUCCGUCUCGCAGAGCUGACACCUGUUGAUAAGAAUAAUCCAAUCCAUCUCAACCUUCGGAUUAUUGAUCUGCGACAUUCUCGCGUUCCAGAAUAUGACGCGUUAUCGUACUCAUCUGCUACUGAUACGUUUUCCAAUACCAUCUUCCUCGGGCCCUUCUGGGACGUUCUGCAUGCACCAUCCUAUUUCCAAGCUGCCCUAUGCUGUAUCCAGAGACCCAACUCAGUCCGGCUAGUUUGGGGAGAUUACAUCUGCAUUGAUCACCAAACUAUCCGCGAUAAAAACCAGCAAGUGAGUCUCAUGCGUGAGAUUUACAUGAGCGCAGAAUUAGUACCUGCGUGUAUAGGAAGGCCGUCAGCAGACAGUGAUCUGGUUCUCCAGACAUUGAAGGAAGCUGCUUGGGGUCAAAUUGUGGACUUGGUGAAGGGCAUGGAGGCCCAUCUGAGAAGAUUAUGGAACCACUUCGACAAGCAAAUAGGAUGGAUGUUCCUGGACCAAACCGCUGUAUGGUCAUUCCUCCAAUACCUCAGUCACCAAGCCCAUGAUGCUUUGAAAUACAUGAUCAAGGAGCCGCCACGAUCGAACAAUAUUGCGGGAUGGAAAUUCUUCUCUCAUACACAUGGGACAUUGAACGAUUCAGCCGUUCAUUUCCGCAGAAGUCCGAAGCCGGCACAGACAAUCCGACAUUUCGCGACCUCCGAUCGCGACUCCAUGAGAUCCAGAGGUGGACACAGGUAA